Bombus pascuorum is the source of this 1544-nucleotide messenger RNA. RefSeq lists its product as uncharacterized. The coding region runs from base 469 to 1413 and encodes 314 amino acids. NCBI's taxonomy places the organism in Eukaryota, Metazoa, Arthropoda, Insecta, Hymenoptera, Apidae. The transcript has 3 exons. The record is from RefSeq and is a predicted model, not a curated record.
UCAAAAAAAUACGUAAUGUCCCUUUCCUCAUAGAAAUAAAUAAUAUUCAAAUAUUCGAAGACAUUCAGAAAUAUCUAAAACCUUGAAGUUGCUCGAGGAACUCAGUCGGCCUGCUCGCAGUAUGGAAGACAGACAAAUUACGUAGAACUAGAAAAUAAUAUAGUACAUCAAAUUCUGUGUAAUAAUGCACAAAAGCGCUAUGCAUCUGUCGACAACGUGUUUCGCAGAAUAAAUUAAAAUAGCAACUUUCUCUUCGAAUCGUGUACGCAACAAACUAUCCAACGAGUAAUCUCCCUCCUUUAAUAACCUACAUCUGCUGUAACUUACGAAUUUUCUUUGAAACUAAUAUUAUCGUAAUUAUUUUUCUUUAUCAUAUAUUUCUUUAUUUUUAUCUUCUUUAUUUCUAUCAUAUAUUUUUUUUAUUAUAUAUAUGUGUGUAUUUAUUUAUUAAUUUUACCGUCUAAUAUUAUGUCACACUAUAAUCAAAGGUACCUUCAAAGCGAGAUGGACAAUCAUCGGGAAACAUCGUCGCAUAGAGAAAUGCACCAUAAUUUGCCACGAUAUAGUACUUCGAACACUUAUCAAGAGAUUUACAACAGUGAGCACGAUAUCCGAUUACCAGAAGAGAGAUCUUCCGUGGAAAGUAUCUGCGAGAUUGAGGAACCUGGCAUUAAUAAAAACAACAUAUAUAAUCCAUACCCAAAUGAACCGGUUUACGGCAAAGUGCUGCCAAAGAGUAACCAUGCCACGCUUCGUGAGAGAUACCAACGAUUCAACGAUUACUCGGAGCUGAAUAUGCCAGAGGCGGUAACCGCGAUGCAAAAAUUACAAAGGCUGAAGGAGCUGCAGAUGAAACGGGACAUUAGCGAAAGAUACUACUCGCAAGAAAUCAAACGAUUGAUCGGCGAAUAUUAUUUCGGCCCGAGAGCUGCCUCACCGUCCUCCAAGUUCACCACCGGAACGUUACAAAGUUCCAGUUUUCAUCCAUCUUCGGGAGGUCGGUUGAAAAACAAUCUCGAGCCAUGUGGCACAAUGACGACAAUCACACGGUUGGAUUGUGGGUGUAUUCAGGAGACGACGAGGCCAAUUUUUACGACGGCAAGGGGCCGCGUUCAAAGGAGGAAAUGCAAUCCAUCUCAAGAUGAGAAGCUUUUGAAGUUAACUUCGUUGAACCCCCAGGAACACUUGUUUUCAUCGUUAGAGCAACCUAAGGAUACGUAUCGCGCGAAAAUGAAGAAACGGUUUUCCCUAGACUCGCGAAUAUGCCCGAAGAUCUCUCCUGCCGGUGAUCAGGAGUUUGAGACGGAAAACGAGAAGAAAAACAAAGAACCAGAACAAAAAAUAUCCGAACAUAUUUCGAAAACAACGUCCCCUCAACGAAAAUUUAGCGAUACAUCAGCGACUUCUUAUUAAAAUGCAAAUUUAUUUUCUACUUAAACGUACUGUAUUUUGUGUAUAAUUAAUAACGAUAUGUCGUCCUGAUACGUACUUUUAUUAGCGAUGAAAAUUGUCAUAUCAAUUACUCUCGUUUCGAGCAUCAUGAA